Molecule: messenger RNA, 399 nt
Organism: Fusarium proliferatum ET1
Lineage: Eukaryota; Fungi; Ascomycota; Sordariomycetes; Hypocreales; Nectriaceae
Exons: 3
Coding region: 1-399 (132 amino acids)
Source: RefSeq, a predicted model, not a curated record
AUGCCGCUACCAAGGGCCUCCAAUGCCGUGCCUGCUCAUCCCAACAUUUUCAACUUGACUCUGAGAAUUUUCCGACAUCCCGGAGGUCGCAACCAGCCAACUACAUCCCGUCCUGACUACUUCGGUGUGGCGUCCAGCCAAAGGCAUACAUGGGGAUUUGACAGCGAUGGCACAGUCCUCAUGCUGGCUCUCCCGACUUUAGGAAUCGAUAGCUUGCGAGCAGUGGAGAGGAUGACCCAUGAGGAGGCAUAUCACAGCAUGGAUGAUGACAUGGCAGGAUUCAAGGUGCUCAACUUCCUCUGGGAUCGACAGGAUCUCCAGUCUGUCUCGGGCAUCUCACGAGACCUCAACUUUUAUCAGCGUCUUAUACUUACCCCUAAUGUGGCCAACCAGGCGUAA